Messenger RNA from Lycium barbarum (goji berry), 1563 nucleotides. RefSeq lists its product as uncharacterized. The record is from RefSeq and is a predicted model, not a curated record. NCBI's taxonomy places the organism in Eukaryota, Viridiplantae, Streptophyta, Magnoliopsida, Solanales, Solanaceae. Bases 1 to 1563 code for a protein of 520 amino acids. The transcript is spliced from 5 exons.
AUGGUAGGUGAUUUUAUUCAUGGUUCAGAGCUUCUAAGAUACAUUACUCAUACAAACCUUGUCCUACUGCCCAAAAAAGAUGAUGUUCAGAACUUUAUGGAUAUCAGGCCUAUAAGCUUAAGUAAUUUUGUUAAUAAGGUGUUUUCUAGGGUGACUCAUGAGAGACUAAGAACUAAAAAGGGGAAGAAGAAUGGUAAUCAGAUUGUUCCAAAUAUUGUAAUGAAGCUUGAUAUGACAAAAGCUUAUGAUAGACUUUCAUGGAGCUUUCUCACAAAGGUUCUAAGUAAGUUUGGAUUUGGAGAAUGGGCAGUUAAACAAAGGGAUCCUUUGUCUCCUACUUUAUUUAUCCUUGUUGCUGAAGCACUAUCUAGAGCUCUGAAUGUGUUACAUGAUAAUCCUUGGUUUUGUGGCUUUGGAUUGCCUAAGUGGAGUCCUAAAAUUAGCCACUUAGCCUAUGCUGAUGAUACUAUCAUUUUCUCUUCAGCAUGUGAGAUUUCUUUGAAUUCGAUCAUGGAUGUUCUGAAAAAUUAUGAAGCUGCUUCUGGUCAAUUGAUUAAUAAAGCAAAAAGUUCCAUUUAUCUGCAUGAUAGAGUGGAUGAGGAUGUGUUUCUUAACGUGGAGAGGGUAACUGGUUUUAAAAGAAAGGAUUUUCCUUUAAUAUAUCUUGGUUGUCCUAUUUACUAUACUAGGGGUUGUAUGGCAUUCUAUUUAGAUUUGAUAUCUAAAGUGAGGAACAGACUUCAAAGUUGGAAGUGUAAGUUGUUAUCUUUUGGUAGAAGAGUUGUGUUACUCAAGCAUGUUCUACAAGAUAUGCCUAUGCACUUGCUUUCUACUAUUGAUCCACUUGAUUUUGUUAUUAAGAAACCUCAUAAGAUUUCUGCACAAUUCUUUUGGAGUAACAAGUUUGGAGGACAGGUUGGGACAGUAACCAAGCCUACCUUGUGGGGUGCAUUGAUGAGCAACAAGUAUUUGAAGAAGACUAAUCCUAUUCUUGUUCCAUGGAAGAAGGGAUCACAUAUUUGGAGGAAUAUGUUACAAGCUAGAGAUCUCAUUGAUCAUGAAAUAUGGUGGCAGCUGAGGAUUGGAUUUUUACUUCUUUGGUUUGAUAAUUGGGUUGGUUUAGGUCCAUUGUGUUUUCUCACUGAGCCUGAUUUCUACUGUGAUGAGAAUGUCAACAAUGUUUAUGAUGUUGUUACUGAGGGAAGAUGGAAUGAAACUGUUAUUAGAAACUGUUUGCUAAAGGAACUUGCAGAAUUUAUAAUGACUGAGGUACAGCCUCCAAGUAGGGGGAAUGAUCUUGAUGUUCCAUAUUGGAGGUUUUCAACUAAUGGUAUUGAUAUCAAUGGUAUGCACUUGCAGCAAAUUAUUUUGAAGUGGUGGUCUGCUGAUAUGAGGCCUAGAUUGAAAGCUUUUUACAAUGUUGUCCUUUCUAUUGUUGUGUUUGAUCUAUGGAAGAAAAGAAAUAGAGAUAAGUACAACAAUAAGGUGAUAGAUGCAAGAGUAUUAUAUCAAGCUUCAACCUUGAUACAACAACUAGUGAAACUGAGGAAACCAGGCAUAUAG